Messenger RNA from Trypanosoma cruzi, 4677 nucleotides. RefSeq lists its product as uncharacterized. Gene Ontology annotation, cellular component: telomerase holoenzyme complex. Gene Ontology annotation, molecular function: telomerase activity; protein binding; telomerase RNA binding. The coding region runs from base 1 to 4677 and encodes 1558 amino acids. The record is from RefSeq and is a predicted model, not a curated record. The transcript has a single exon. Gene Ontology annotation, biological process: telomere maintenance via recombination. Lineage: Eukaryota; Euglenozoa; Kinetoplastea; Trypanosomatida; Trypanosomatidae.
AUGGCCAGCGCGCGGAGUCCGGUGUUGCCGCAUCUGGACUUCAGGCCGCAGUCCGCAGAAGGACGGGCGCCCGGUGUGACGGAUCAGGCGGCGUACAACGAACUCGUCGCCAACUACACCACUCUCAAGGCAAAGGUGAACACCGUGCUGGCAAAAAAUGUGGACAUCAUUCGUCACAGCCCUGUCGUUGACCUCACGCGGAAUUACGUUGGUGCCGCGGGUCUUCAGGCCAUGACGAGCCUUCUCGCGAAAAACGACAAGCUUCAGGAGCUGCACUUACCGGGCAGUGGACUCAACAACGACGCCGUCGUCUUUUUCUGCCGGGCGAUGGUGAAGCACCCACGCCUUACAAGUUUGGACUUCUCAUGUAACAACAUCUCUCUUGCCGCUGGCCUCGCGCUUAUUUCUUUGUUGCAGCAGAACAAAAAUGUGGUUCACAUUGAUAUGAGUGAGACGCAGGUGCCGGACGCCGUAAUGAAGAAGAUUCAGCUUGGCCUUCAGCGGAACAAAUUACUUGCCGCUCGGGCUGCGGCAACAUCGCCCGAUGCAGCAGACGAUACAACAUCGGUGACACGCAGCACCGAGGGAGGCUUUUGUUCUACCAUUCGUGAGACGGUUCGAAAGGUGGAGUGGGAGCGUCGGGAGGAGGAGGCACUUCAUCGCCUGAGAGAAAUUACUCACUCCGCAGCAGCCGAAACAGGCAAUGAUCGCAGAUUUGUUCCACUUCCAGACAGAGAAUCUGGUUGGCGGCUGAUAGAGGUCGCUAUUCUGUCUCCACCCUUUCUCUUUGAGUCAGAGCUGUCGUUGCUCAUAAAGAAAGUCUUUCCACGCCUCAACGAGGAGCUUCGGAGCUCCAAGGUGCAUCUUCUGCCCCUUUUGGACCCACCAGAUGGACCUGCUGGAACUUAUCUUAAGCAUCUGCGCUUUGCCAUUGCGGCGGAUGUCUUGCGAAAUGUGGAGAAGUCUCGGAUGGUGACAAUUGAAUUGAUUGGAGACCGUGCCGGCGAAUAUCAACAGCUGCCAUCAAAUGAGAUUAUGAAACGUCCGCAACUGUUGCAGUCCAUGCGUCGACAGGAUGGAGCGGCAAAAUUAAUUCGUGCGGAGAGUAAAUGGGCGCCGCCGUUAUCACCAGUUCUUCAAUCAGCGCAUGAGUUGGCAACGGCACUGUCAAACUGGAUCAUUGUUGCCACUCGUAAGGAGACACGCCGGACCGGAGUGCCGCCCUCACUUGCCCCGCUGCUUACAGAAGAGCCAAACGUGGAGCACCCGGAUUACCUUCAGUCACAAAUCCGACGGACUGUCACAGUUGGCUCCGAUGUGGUGUGUGGAACGCAGACCAUUGAGUGCGACGCCUCACUGAAGGCGAAAAAAUGGCGUGAGCAUCAGAUCUUUCGUGAGAAUUUACUGGAGACGGCCCCGGUACAGGAGCUGGUUAUCCGCAACUACAACGCUACUUUUGAUUUCUGCAGUGAGGAUGGUCAGGUGCACUUUAAAAAUCUGGACGAGUUUGUAGAGGCCAUUUACAAGCGCAUCUUUCUCAUCAUGAUUGCGCACUUUCCACCCUGUCACGACAGCCAUCCAGCGCACUACCAGGGCUACAACGUGGAGAAGUUUGCGGCGAAGAAGUUAGGGUUGUAUCAAAAGCCCUUGCAUGAUUUGCUGCGGGCAUGUGUGGAACAUUCUUUUGUGAAAAAGAGCAUCACCGACCGUCUGAACUUGUAUAUUAUCACGCCACCCAGCAGAAAUGUCUUCGUUCUGCACGGAUCGGAGCCCGUGCCGGUGACCGCACUGAUUGGAUCAUUCACGUCACGUCUCUUGGCAAAGGAACAGCAAAAGUUCCGUAUUGCGUUUCACACGACACACGCAACGUCUCUCACUGAGGAACCAAACGAAUUGCGUGAAAUUAUAUGCCACGUCAUUCUUCAAUUAUUUCCAGAGCAGGAAAUUUACAGACGGGCGAUUGCGGAGGUCGACAUUGUGCGCCUUCAACAAAUGUUUGUGGAUUUACUGACGGAUAAAAUCAAAUCCACUGAGACGUUUAAGAGGGGGGGCGGAGGUGGAGGAGAAAACCAGAUUACUGUGGUGAUUCUGGAUGGAAUGGAUUCUGUCCUUCCCACUGUGUGUCCCUGUAACGCACUGCGACUCUCUGAGGAUACGGGGAAGGACAUAUGGGGAACACCAGCGCCACCGGCCCAGCAAUCAGCAAGGUAUGGAUAUAUUCCAGUUUGCCUUUCGCGUAAUUUACGUCUUGUCUUGGGCUGUGCAACAAAUUCAGAUAUGCAUCAUCAGCUAGGAUCACGUGGGCCGGACAGCGCCGAGCUUCUCUCACUGGGCCCCAUAACACCGAAUGAUUUUGACGAAAUGCUCCAUCCAGACAUGCUGUCAAAGAUUGGUGCAACACUGUCUGACGAUGAUUUUAUAGUCAUUCGCAAGAAGGAAGAAGCCCUUUGCCCAGAAUACAUUAUGUUAGUUUUGGACACACUUCGUAGCUUGAAUGAGGUGCCUGGGAUCGAGACGCAUUCCGUUGUGACGUCUCUACCGGGCACUGUGAAGGGGAUGGUUCAACUGAAAUACAACAACUUGCAACAGACAUUUGGCACCGCACUCGUUCGAAAGUGCACACGACUACUUUUGUCUUCUAGAUGGGGUAUUUAUGAGCCGCAGUUGCGCCUGAUGUUGCAGCUCACUCAACGGCGAUUUAAUCAACUGCUCCGUAUGAUGCGUCCCCUGUUGGGGUAUGGAACAUUGUUCUCUCUUGGUAUUAAAGAAGGAAACGCCUUGCUUUCCCGUAUUUGUAUUCGCUCUCGUGAGUUUCGUGCAUUACUCGAGCAGGAGGACCUUCAGGAGGAGGGAAGUGAAGUGGACCAGAAGUUGUGGCACGAAAUGCUGGCGCACCUUUAUCUCAAUGUGGUGCAUGAUGUAAUUGGACGAGAGAAGACUCCACCAAUUUUUGGUCUAAUCUCGACGAACCCAUAUGAACGCAUUUCGGUGAAGGAGCUGCCGUACCAUGCGGUGAAGGCACAUGCAUGGCAUAUUUUGUUUCGUUUUAUCUUGUCUAUGUCAUUUUUGAUGAUUGUUUACCGCAACAGACUCGGUUAUCACCUUGUGCGGGAGCUUAUUGUUGCUUUCAAUACACUUUAUGAGAUGUAUGAGAUGGGCGAAUUUCCAGAGAAUAAUGGUGCUACGCAUGGUGAAAAACCCCCCGCACUGUUGCGUUUACGGGAAUACAUUUACUUUUUGCGGGAGUACAACGCGCGGCUUACGGAAUUUCCGCAUCUUGUCAUACAAACGGCGGUUGAGAGCGCAGCAAGGUAUAACUUUGUUGGGAGUGAUGCAAAGGAAUAUGUCACACGCAAGAUGAGCUAUCAUGCCCCCAUUGUUCAGCGUCGCACUGUGUUUUUUGAGAUUUUAGCGGGUGCUAAAACGGUGAUUCACCACGGCGCAAUCACAACCUGUUUAUUUUCACCCAAGGGAAAUCGCAUCACCACUGGCAGUGUGGACCGGAGUGUCUGCAGGGUAAGCCCAGUGACAGGUGCUGUCGCAGCCCAGUUACGACAGGCACCAACAAGGGUGGAGGAAAUUCUCUACUGUGAAACUGGCGCCUACCACGCCGUUAUUUGUUACGACCGCACCCUUCUCAUUUAUGACAGCGCACAGAUGAAGCUUUUGUCACGGUGUGACGGAGGAAUAUUUGGGGCACCACUGUCAUCUGUUGCCUUUUCUGCACGCGGGCGCUUUUAUUUGGUGGCGACGGAGGACCUCCACCUUCGGGUGUUUGAAACGGAAAAAGGUCGACUGCUGUUGCAUGUGGACCAGCGCCAAUUUCUUCAUGGGUAUUGUGACGGUGUUGAUAUAAAUCUUCUUCGCGGAUAUUCUUGCGUGAUACCGCACAGAAUUGAGGACGAUGUAUUUCAUUCCACAUGCCAUAAUGUUCUGAUAAAGUGGCAAUUCUCACCGACACGAGACGAGUUUGCUUCCGAGACGCGUUUGGGUGUCUCCUUUACGGUUAGUUCGGGAAAGGCGGUCCUGAUCGGCACGCACCUGCUGCUUCACCCCAUCCCUUUUCCGGCACCAGCGAGCGGGCGGCGGGCGCCCCCACGUUUUGUGCAUCUCCACAGUCUAUUGACAGGGCGGGAGAUGGCGGUACUGACGAGCCCUUGUAGUCAACUGUUUUAUCAAUUGUCUGCGAAUGAGAGGCUACUCGCGAGUGCACUGGACGAUGGAUCUGUGGCCAUCCAUCAACUUUGCUGGACAAGCCUCCAAAAGGAAGACGGGGAUAUGAUCGCGAUCCCACCGGUCAUGGAGCUUGCAGCCUACCGUGAGUCGCCCGUGGCAACUGUGAGGGCACUGCGGUUUCGUGGAGAUUGCAAAGCUCUCUUUGCUUUGGGCAACAGCUUUGAAAUGAAGUUCUGGGCGUUACCGCAGCGUUUGCUGGACGGUGGUGGGGAUAAUGUCUCCGAUACCGAUGUUUCUUAUUCGGUGGAGGCCGAUGAUGCCAGUAGAGAAGAAGAAAAGGAACUUGUGGAGGGCGUGGCUGACGGUGAGUUCAUUCUAGAGCCCGCAGAUGUCGCGUCGUGGGAUGUUGUACAGGUGCCGAAUACUAAAGAUGCAGAGGUGAUCUUUGGUGACUCUUCCGGGCGCCUGACGAUGUUACGAUUGUGGAGCCCGCUGAUGUAA